Molecule: messenger RNA, 3147 nt
Organism: Tarenaya hassleriana
Lineage: Eukaryota; Viridiplantae; Streptophyta; Magnoliopsida; Brassicales; Cleomaceae
Product: probable disease resistance RPP8-like protein 4
Biological process (GO): defense response to other organism
Molecular function (GO): ADP binding
Source: RefSeq, a predicted model, not a curated record
UGUCUAUACAGUCAACUUCAUGACUAAAGAGUUGAAGAAGGUGAGGCAUGGGAAUUCCACAUUCUCUUCUCUCUGUUCCGAUUAUUCGAAAUCUGCAUCUCGAAUUAUCGGUGAUUAGGUUAGAUUGUUGAGAAUGCCUCCUUAGUUUCUUGGCGGAGAUUUUGUUUCGAUAUUCAUUCAUUCGUGUUACGGAGCUGUAAUGGCGGACGGAGUUGUUUCAUUCGGAGUGCAAAAGCUGUGGGAGCUGUUGGUUCGGGAAUCCGAACUGUUAACGGGAAUCCAUGAACAAGUUACUGAACUACGGAAUGAUCUGAGGAGGUUGAAGUGUUUUCUGAAAGAUGCAGACGCCAAAAAACACGGAAGCGAAAUGGUGAGAAACUGUUUGGAAGAAAUCAAAGAAAUCGUCUAUGAUGCAGAGGAUAUAAUCGAGAAAUUUCUUCUCAAAGAAGGAAGAGGGUUCGAAAAGGGUGUGAGGAGGUGUGCUUGUAUGGCUAUGAUGAAUCGCAGAAAGGUCGAUUCUCAAAUCAAAGGCAUAACCCUCAGGAUCUCCAAGGUAAUAGGGACUAUGCAAAACUUUGGUGUACGGGAUCUCAUUGACAUAGAAUAUUCUCAAGAUCCCUUAACUGAAAUCCGGCAAUCCUUUCCAAAUGUUUCCCAAAGUGAUCUUGUCGGGUUAGAGGGUAGCAUUGAAGAACUAACUGGUCAUCUGGUGAAGAAAGGCAAUCUUCGAGUGGUUUCUAUAUGUGGGAUGGGUGGUAUCGGGAAAACGACUCUAGCCAGACAAGUUUUCCAUCACGACAUGGUGCGGCGUCACUUCGAGGAGUUUGCUUGGGUUUAUGUUUCACAACAAUGUAGGCGAAAGUACAUUUGGCGUGAGAUCUUGUUGAAUCUUAGGCCAAAAGAUGAGGAACAAAGGAUUCAGCAAAUGGCAGAGGGACAUCUCCAGGGUGAACUCUUCAAAAUCGUAGAAACAAGUAAAUGUCUGAUUGUCCUCGAUGAUAUAUGGAAUGCCACGGCUUGGGACCUUAUAGAGCCCGCGUUUCCUCGUAACACAGGCAGCAAGAUAUUACUCACUUCUCGGAACGAGAGUGUUGCUUCACAUGCUGACCCGAGAGGUGUAACUUUCAAACCAAGAUGCCUAACUCACGAAGAGAGUUGGAAACUAUUGCAGCACAUUUCAAUUUCUGGGAGAGAUGAUAUUGAAUUUAUGAUCGAUGAGGUGAAAGAAGAAGUUGGACAAAUGAUAAAACAUUGCGGAGGAUUACCCUUGGCUAUCAGAACUCUAGGUGGGUUGUUAGCUACCAAGCGUACUGCAUCCGAGUGGAAAAGGGUACAUGAAGAUAUCAGAUCUCGAAUAACAGGGAUCGGUCCUGAUGACAAUGAUGAUCCGGUAUUACAAGUGUUAUCUUUAAGCUAUGAAGACUUGCCCUUCCGUCUAAAGCAUUGCUUCCUUUACCUCGCACAUUUUCCAGAAGAUCAUGAGAUACAAACGGAAGCAUUGUUCCAUUACUGGUUUGCAGAAGGAAUAGUAGAAAUAUCAUCAAAGGAGAAAACCAUUCGAGAUAUUUCAGAAGGCUACCUUGAGGAGCUGGUGAAGAGAAACAUGGCAUUUUGGGACAUUGAGGAUGAAAGUUGUCGUCUGCAUGAUGUCAUGAGAGAUAUGUGUCUGUCCACAGCCAAAGAACAGAAUUUCCUAGAAGUAUCAGUACCAUCCCAUAACUCGAAUGCCUAUGCUUCAUCUCCUUUGCCCGUCAACAGGCCUCGAAGAAUUGCUGUACAUUUUCUUGAUGAUGGUGAUGGUGAUGAACCUAUCAUAUUUCACCAGAGACAUAUUAGAAAUUCAAAAGUAAGGUCCAUUUUGUAUAUCCCUCGAGAUUUCAACCCUUGGAUAUUGCUAGCUCCGAGCUUCAAAGGCUUAAAAUCACUUAGGGUUUUGGAUCUUUUUGAAGCUCAGUUUCGAAAAGGGAAGUUACCAAAGAGCAUAGGGAAGCUUGUUCACUUGAGGUACUUGAACUUACGGGAGACUAACUUAUCGAAACUACCAUCUUCUUUGGGGAAUCUAACUUUGAUGGUCUUUUUGGACUUGGGGAUCUAUGACAAAACAGUUCAUGUUCCAAAUGUUUUGAACAAGAUGAAAGAUUUGAGAUAUCUUAUGUUGCCUGAUGAACUCAGUGAGAAGACAGAGUUGGAACUGGGAAAUUUGGUGAAGCUGGAGAUCCUGAAGAAUUUCUCGGUGAAGCAUUGUAAUGUGUAGGAUCUUCUCCAUAUGACCAAUCUUAGAACUCUCUGGAUCAAUGUCUCUGGAACACAUAACAGGGAGAUUUUAUCUCCAUCUCUCAGUACGGCACUGAACCAUCUCGAGGAGUUUAUGGUGUAUCACAAGACAGACAAUGCAACACAACCCGUGAAGCUCGAUAUAGGACAGCUAGUUUCAGGUUUCCUUCGUCUAAACCAGUUGGUAUUGGAUAUAAAGAUGGAGAAGCUACCAGAUGAACUCCAGUUCCCUUCCAACAUUGCCUCGAUUUCGCUAUCCUCUUGUGGAAUAGCGGAGGAUCCAAUGCCAGUUCUUGAAAAGUUGCAGAGGCUGAAGGUACUUAGGAUAGAGGUGGAUGCUUUCGUGGGGAAGAAAAUGGUUUGCUCGAAAGACGGGUUCGUUCAAUUGCAUUCCUUAGAAUUGUCGGUUUUGGAUAAUCUAGAAGAGUGGAUGGUAGAAGAAGGGUCGAUGCCUCGUUUUUUUCGCUUGGAGAUCAACGAUUGCAGAAAGCUGAAGAUGUUGCCCGAUGGGUUGAGACAUAUCUCUGCGUUAAAAGAGCUGAGAAUUAGAUGGAUGGACAAAGCGUUCAAGGACAUGUUGGUUCAAGGAGGUGGAGAUCAUCACAAGGUCCAGAACAUACCCUAUGUUGUGUUUUUCAGCUGUGAUGAAGAUCAGCAGCAACAAUCACCAUCUCCAUAAACACUUGUACUGAAAAUUCUGAAAUCUUACCUUGUUUUUUUUCCCCAUAAUUUUGUGUUUCCUAAUGAUUUGAGAUUGCAAAUAAAGAUUGAGAGCAAGAAGUAUGUCGAGUGAGAAUAUUUGUGUUGGUUAUAAUUUUUGCAACAAAAUUAUGUAAACUAUAUAACUUUAUUUCAGGUGGUAAAUUUUAUCUA